AUGCUGGUUUUUUUUCCUACUCAUUUUCAAUCGGAAGGUUUUCAAAAUCGAUAUGGGUUUCAACUUGACGAUGGGGUCACGAUUCCGGUGGAAGGCUCUGUCAUUACCCGUCCCCGUCCAAGUAAAGUUGGGAUUUAUCUCAAACAUUUUGACAUUGGUUAUCGUUUGAUGUCAUCUGAUUUUCUUCUAGAACUGUUGGAUCAUCACAAGAUCCAUAUCAAUCAACUUGUUCUGAAUGGUGUGAACAAGAAUGUUGCUUUUGAGAUGCUAUGCCGAUGUAACAAUAUUGUGCCUGAUUUUUGGGUAUUUCGUCACUUUUUUUUCAUCUGUCGGCUUCGUCUUUUUAGAUGCUGUGCCAGAGUAUGUUCUGUCUGGGGAAGGUAUGAGCACUUCCUGGCGUUUGUGCUGAAAUAUGCAUGA
This is a messenger RNA of Lactuca virosa, 420 nucleotides long. The record is from the annotation of a GenBank genome assembly. NCBI's taxonomy places the organism in Eukaryota, Viridiplantae, Streptophyta, Magnoliopsida, Asterales, Asteraceae.